AUGCUCGCCCGCCUCUCCGUGCUCUUCCCCGCCGCCUUGGCGGUAUGCACCCUCUUCGCCUCCAGCGCGACAGCAGCCGUCCAGCAGCGCGACAUCGGCAGCGCGAUCGACUCGCUCACCUCUGAGGCGGGCUCCGUAGCAUCCAAAGCCACCGCCGAAGCCGGCUCCCUCUUCAGCGACGCGACCUCCGCCGUCGGCGCCCUCGCAACCAUCGUCACCUCGGUGGCCGGCGAGGCGGUCACAGUCGUGCAGGACGCCGACGGCGCGGCGAUCACGCUCGCCGCGAGCGGCCUUGGCGUCGUCACGUCCUUCGCGGGCGCCGUGUACACCGCGUUCACGGGCGACGUCGCGUCCGUGCUCGCGCACCCCACCGUCACCGUCACCGUCACCAGCACCACCACCGUCACCAGCCCCGGCCCCGGCGCCAGCGGCAGCGGCAGUGCGGGGGGCCAGACGAGCAACGCCGCCGGGCGCGCGCGCGGGGCGUCCGGGAUCGCCGCACCCGGGCGCGGGGGGCCGCUCGUGGGCGGGAUGGCGGUGGUGCUCGCGAGCGUGCUCGCUGGGGCGUGGGCGGUCCUCUAGGCUCGUCGGCGGCGGGUGCGCGUAGGCGGGUCGGUCGUUGCGGGGUGUUCUCGUCAGAAUCGGUAUCUCCGUGCGAGCUUGAG
Trametes versicolor FP-101664 SS1 is the source of this 665-nucleotide messenger RNA. RefSeq lists its product as uncharacterized. The coding region runs from base 1 to 582 and encodes 193 amino acids. The record is from RefSeq and is a predicted model, not a curated record. The transcript has 4 exons. NCBI's taxonomy places the organism in Eukaryota, Fungi, Basidiomycota, Agaricomycetes, Polyporales, Polyporaceae.